GAUUCAUACCCAGCUGAACAACCUAUAAAAGGCUUGUGCUCAUCUGUACUGUACUGUUGUGCAAACCACUGUGCUGACAAUUCAUGAAAAAUGGGUGGAACUCAGUCUAGUGUCAGAGCUUCUGAUUCCUCUAAAGGUAGAUCUAAACCGGCCCUGAGAAGACUCUACAGUGUGGACCUAGAGAGCAGUUUUAUCCUCAUUGGAAAUCAGAAAGUGGACUCCUUACAGUAUGACCCAUCUCAAACAUUUAUGGUGGCGUAUGGCAUCGAUAAGCAAAUUGACCCCAGGUUUAGUAAGAAGACUCUAAGUUCUGUGACCGUGUUGGAUGCUCAUCAGGUUUGUAUGGCACUAAUUGACCAAAAUGUGCUACCAAAAGAUAAUGUUCGGUUAUUCGCUGCCUCUAAAGAUCUUGACAUGUGCACUAUUGAGGGAAUAAAGGAUAGCUUUCAAGCUGCUGCUAAGAUGACUGGAAAAAAUGGAAUCUUGUUCUUUCAUUUCUCUGGGCAUGGGAUUAAGGUUGGCAAUGAGUGGGGACUUGCACCAGCUGAUUUUGAUUACUCGCGGAGCACUUUUCUGAGUGGAGACAUGUUGAAUAGCUGGCUCAAUGAAGUUGAUUGUCAAUCCCUGUAUGCUGUUAUUUCUCUCGAUUGCUGUUAUGCGGGUGGUUUUGCUAAUGAACUAAUUGCUUGCGAUCUUAAUUUGCGAUCAGGUACUUACGUGCUUAGUGCUUGUACUGCUUUUGAGACUUCUCUGGUAAUAGGCCCCCUAGGCCAUUCAGUUUAUGCGUACUUCCUGGCCUAUGCUAUUCGAGUGAUGUCAUUUGCUAGUGGAACAAUUCCCAUUCAUAAAAUAUUUGAGGAGUGUAGUAUUCUUUGUAGGUCACUUACAUCUUUUCUUGUCUGCUAUAGUUCUGAUUUCGGACUAAGCAUAAAAGCUAUGCAACCUGUAUUGAAAUACUUUGAUGUCAACUCUCUUCCCUCUAAUCGUUUGCUAGACAGUAUUUCUCCUGGUUUGCCGAAAGAAGACGUCACUGCAUCCCUCCUGUCAGUUGACAGGUACACUUUUGUGACGCAGUACUUCACACGAAUGAAUUUCCAGAUUGGGGAGUUGUGUAGUCUAUGCCUUGAUUGGCUCGGGUCUAUGACAGAAGAUGGGAAGUGCUUGAAAGAGAUUGCCAGUCGAGGAUUGUUGCAAGAUGAAAUACUAAACGCUGUUAUUUGUCUUAUGAUGUGGAGUUUUGCAUCAAUACAGUUUGUUGAUGAUAGAGAAAAUGUACAUAAAGCCAGUAACUUUUUGCUUGCUUUCUUAUACACUGCUACGGCUUUAGACUCACUCUACCAUGUCAGGCUAACUCAUGACCACAUGGAACAAAGUUUGGAGUUCUAUCUUGGUGUGGUUGAAGAGAAUAAAGUCGAUGUUAGUGAGCUACAACAGUUGAGGAAGGAGGUAAACAGAGAACAACGAAACUCUCCUAAUAUUGAAAUUGACGAUACAUUGAAUGUACCUGAAACCUCUAUGAGAGCAGAUGCUAUGGAGUCAAUAAAAUUUACCAAGCUCUCAGGAAAUGGCUUGUUUGACACCUGUCCUGUUCAUCAACCGGAAGGAGAUAUUUGCAAAGUACCUGUGAAGUAUUACUGGUGGGUACCACUUGCAGAUGAUAUGCAGCUGUGACAGCUUAACAAUGGUUGAUAUUAUAAUUAUACCAUGCAUGUGUAUUAUACUGUACAUUUUUUGUUGAGUGAUAAUUCUAAUUAACAUGUUCACAUACGUACCGGUAUAUAUACAUUCUUGUUGCCUUUUGA
This is a messenger RNA of Halichondria panicea, 1802 nucleotides long. RefSeq lists its product as uncharacterized. NCBI's taxonomy places the organism in Eukaryota, Metazoa, Porifera, Demospongiae, Suberitida, Halichondriidae. The transcript has 3 exons. Gene Ontology annotation, biological process: proteolysis. Gene Ontology annotation, molecular function: cysteine-type endopeptidase activity. The record is from RefSeq and is a predicted model, not a curated record. The coding region runs from base 91 to 1671 and encodes 526 amino acids.